AAAAAAUAUUUAAGAAUAAAACAACAUUCAAUUUUUCCUCAAAAUUUUCAAAGCAUCAAUCUGCGAAAAACAACAAAACAAAAAAGAAAUCAAUCAACAAUGGUAUUUGGUAUAAAAUUUGCUCCAUUUUCUAUACCAUUUAGACGCCGGUUACAAACAUUGGCCAUAUAUUUAUCAAUGUAUAUUCCAUUUUGUGGAAUAAUUUCAUCAAUAAUAUUAUUUCGUUUAUUAUAUACACAAUAUUAUUAUAUAACAUUAUUGUAUUUAUUUUGGUGGAUAUUUGAUCAUGAAACACCAAUACGUGGUGGACGAAGAAUAAAUUGGUUUCGUAAUUUACCAAUAUGGCGUUUAUAUGCAGAAUAUUUUCCCAUUCGUUUGAUUAAAACAGUCGAUAUACCAUCGAAUCGUAAUUAUAUAUUUGGUUUACAUCCACAUGGAAUAUUAUCAUUUUCACAUAUUACUAAUUUCUUAACGGAAGGAACAAAUUUUUCUAAAUUAUUUCCCGGUAUUAUACCACAUUUGGUUACUAUUAAUAUGCAAUUUAAAUUACCAAUACAAAGGGAUUUAUUUUUAUGUGCCGGUGCAUGUUCAGCAUCCAAAGAAAGUUGGAAUUAUAUUCUUAGAAGAAAAAAAGGAACCGGUAAUGCUGUUUGUGUUGUAAUAGGUGGUGCACGUGAAGUAUUGGAUACCAUACCAAAUACAAUGAUAUUAACAUUGAAAAAUCGUAAAGGUUUUGCACGUGAAGCAUUAGAAAAUGGAGCAUCACUUGUACCGGUUAUAUCGUUUGGUGAAAAUGAACUUUAUCAAACAAUGCAUCAUGAAGAAAUGAGUACCGGGAAAAAAAUACAGGAAAAAUUAUAUAAAUUAUUAACAUUUACUCCUCCAUUAUUUUUCGGUCGUGGAGUUUUUCAAUAUUCAUUCGGUAUAAUGCCAUAUCGUAAAGAAAUUUUUACAGUCGUUGGUAAACCAAUCGAUGUAGAAAGAAUAUCAUAUCCUACCGAUGCACAAAUUGAUGAAUUACAUGAAAAAUAUAUUCAACAAGUAAUCAAUCUAUAUGAUGAACAUAAAAAUAAAUAUGGUUAUGGUGAUAUUCCAAUCAAAAUUAAAUGAA
Molecule: messenger RNA, 1111 nt
Organism: Dermatophagoides pteronyssinus (European house dust mite)
Lineage: Eukaryota; Metazoa; Arthropoda; Arachnida; Sarcoptiformes; Pyroglyphidae
Product: 2-acylglycerol O-acyltransferase 2-A-like
Biological process (GO): triglyceride biosynthetic process
Cellular component (GO): endoplasmic reticulum membrane
Molecular function (GO): diacylglycerol O-acyltransferase activity
Source: RefSeq, a predicted model, not a curated record